Messenger RNA from Monoraphidium neglectum, 1821 nucleotides. RefSeq lists its product as hypothetical. Lineage: Eukaryota; Viridiplantae; Chlorophyta; Chlorophyceae; Sphaeropleales; Selenastraceae. The record is from RefSeq and is a predicted model, not a curated record. The transcript has 5 exons. The coding region runs from base 1 to 1821 and encodes 606 amino acids.
AUGGAUGCGCCCACUUCCAGGCGGCAGCUGUUGCAGGCAUUGCCUGAGCUGUUCCCAGGCGAGGACCACACUGCGUUUCGCGGCGAUGCGGCAGAAACAAUCUACCAGAGGCCCGAGGACUGGGCUGCCGGUCUGCUGGGCCUGCCAGUUGGCGAUCGGAAGGCGGCCAUCACCGCAGCUGUCUGGGCCGGCUUGUCCAGCGAGUCUCUCACCAAGUGGGCCAAGCAGCUGGUGCACCUGAAAGAGGAGGACGGGUGCUUGCAGCUGCCAGCAGGCCUGUCACUGAUGCUGCCACCACGGCUACGUACAAGCCUGUACGUGAGGCCCUGCUAUAGGCAGCUGUUCGACCUGGUACAGCAGCGCUGCAGCCAGGCCGCGGAGCCGCUGGGGUUCAUCGUCACAGGCACGCCCGGCAUCGGGAUCAGCGCAGCUGCGCUCUAUCUGAUACGGCGGCUUGGCCAGCAGCAGCAGGUCGUGUGUUACGACUACCUGGACGACCUCGGGGGGCGAGUGCGCCUGCAGUUUGACUUCCAAGGUGGUGUCGUCAAGGCUGCACAAGUCAUGUCGUUGCCUGAUCCUGGCGCUGAUGGCCGCAACAUCUGGCACAUCAUCGAGGGAUCACCACCACCCGUGGAGUUUGGUGGCAAGUACAAAACGGUGGUGCUGUCCUCGAUCGAAAACAGCAACUUCAAGCGCUUCUUGAAGGGCUGUGGCUCCCAGGACCCACUGUACCUGCCCGUCUGGAGCUUGGAGGAGCUGGAGGCCUGCAGGGCGCGCCUGUACCCAGAGGUUGCAGCGGACGCCAUGCUCACGAGCUUCACUUGGUUUGGCGGCAGCAUACGGCAUGUGCUGGCGAUGCCCACAGAGCGGCCCGAGGACCAGCUCAAGCCAGACCUGGGGGAGGACAGCGUGUCCAGCCUCGUGCGGGCCAUCAGCGAUCCCGACGUGUACAAAGCUUACCUAAACAGCCAUAGCCUGGGCCACUUCAAGGAGCUGGAGACCGACGGGCGCAGUGAUUUGCGGGAGUUUCCGGUGGCUUUACGCGGCCACCCUCGCGCGGCAGGCCUGCGGGGCGCGCUGUUCGAGCAGUACGGCCACAAUUUGUUUUUGCAGGGUGGCGUCUCCUGCACGGUGCGCCAGCUGCGCCCCUCUCGCAGGCGCCCUCACGGCAGCAACGCAACAGAGUAUGAAGAGGCCAACAUGCUGCAUCAGGUGGAAGAGGACACAGAUUCCCACCACGAGAUCAUGGGUGGCGGUCAGCAGCAGCAGCAGCAGCAGCAGCAGCAGCAGCAGCAGCAGCAGCAGCAGCAGCAGCAGCAGCAGUGGCAGCAGGCACCAGUGGAGCAGCAGGCGCAGCAAUCGAGCAUCGCAAGCAGCAAAUAUCCCCUUCCCCGCGGCUUGACGCUGAAGUGGGAUGGCCCUGGGUCGCAGGGUGAGGGCGCGCUGGGACUCCUAGACAAUGUCUACCUCAGACCGCGCACCAGCAGCAACGCUGCGUGGGACGCCGUGCUGUGCUGCAGCCAGCCGCUCAUACUCCAGUUCACAGCCAGCUCGCAGCACGGCAUCAUAGCACAGCCAGUGCAGGAGUUGCUGGCGCGGCUGGGCCCAGAGCGCAGCAGGGCGGCACGGCUGGUGUUCGUGGUGCCGCCAAAGAAAUUUGACAGGUUUGCAUGGCAGCCGUGGCUGGCCAAGCGGAUUGACGAUGAGCGGAAGUGGGUGCCUGAACCACUGCAGUCGCUAGAGCAGUGGGUCAUGGCGCUGGACGGACAGCCCCGCAGCAACCGCAGCAAUGGCGCCCACGCACCAGCGACAGCACACUGA